AUGGUUCCAGGUGAUGACGUGGACAUGGAUCCAGCAAUCUCUAGGGCUUUCUUGGUUGCUCUUUGUAAGAAUGGGUUCCCAUCGACUCAACAGUCUGAUGGUGAUAAGUUGAUUACAGUACUGCUUCAUCAGUUUAGGCAGCAAGUUGCUUCCUUUGAGGAUGAAUCCAUUGAGAGUUUAGAGAAGCAAGAGAUUAUUUUCAAGUUGAUAAGCCAUGUUUUGGGUAAAGUGAAGGUUGAUUCUAAGCUCCAUGAUCAGGUGAGUUCUAUAGCUAGAAGAAAGCUUCAGUCCAUGUCUGCAUUUCUCAAGAAGCUUGCUUAA
This is a messenger RNA of Eruca vesicaria subsp. sativa (arugula), 321 nucleotides long. The record is from the annotation of a GenBank genome assembly. NCBI's taxonomy places the organism in Eukaryota, Viridiplantae, Streptophyta, Magnoliopsida, Brassicales, Brassicaceae.